AUGGAGCGCACCAACUGCUCAGCUGCCAGCACUGUGGUGGAGACAGCCGUGGGCACCAUGCUGACACUGGAGUGUGUGCUGGGCCUUAUGGGCAAUGCUGUGGCCCUCUGGACCUUCUUUUACCGUCUCAAAGUAUGGAAGCCUUAUGCUGUCUACCUGUUCAACCUGGUGGUGGCUGACCUGCUAUUGGCCACCAGUCUGCCAUUCUUUGCUGCCUUCUAUCUGAAGGGCAAGACCUGGAAACUUGGACACAUGCCCUGCCAAGUCCUGCUCUUCUUGCUGGCAUUCAGCCGUGGUGUGGGAGUAGCCUUCCUGACGACAGUGGCUUUAGACCGGUAUCUGCGUGUGGUCCAUCCUCGGCUCAGAGUUAACUUGCUGUCUCUGAGGGCAGCUUGGGGCAUCUCCAGCCUCAUCUGGCUUCUGAUGGUUGUUCUCACUCCCCAAAACCUUCUCACUUGCAGGACUACCCAGAAUUCCACGGAAUGCCCCAGCUUCUACCCCACAGGAGGGGCCAAGGCCAUUGCCACCUGCCAAGAGGUACUCUUCUUCCUUCAGGUCCUGCUUCCCUUUGGCCUCAUCUCCUUCUGCAACAGUGGCCUCAUCAGGACCCUCCAGAAGAGACUCCGAGAGUCUGACAAACAGCCCAGGAUCCGGAGGGCCAGGGUGCUGGUUGCCAUAGUGCUGCUACUGUUUGGACUGUGCUUCCUGCCUAGUGUCCUGACCAGGGUUCUGGUGCACAUCUUUCAGGAAUUUAAGAGCUGCAGUGUCCAGCAAGCCAUAGUGCGGGCCUCUGACAUCGCUGGCAGCCUCACCUGCCUGCACAGUACAUUGAGCCCAGCCAUUUACUGCUUCUCCAAUCCAGCCUUCACCCACUCAUACCGGAAGGUGCUCAAAAGCCUUCGAGGCAGGAGGAAGGCAGCAGAGUCACCUAGCGACAACCUCAGGGACUCCUAUUCCUGA
Molecule: messenger RNA, 960 nt
Organism: Mus musculus (house mouse)
Lineage: Eukaryota; Metazoa; Chordata; Mammalia; Rodentia; Muridae
Gene: Gpr31b
Product: G protein-coupled receptor 31, D17Leh66b region
Exons: 1
Coding region: 1-960 (319 amino acids)
Biological process (GO): G protein-coupled receptor signaling pathway; response to acidic pH
Cellular component (GO): plasma membrane; membrane
Molecular function (GO): G protein-coupled receptor activity; arachidonate binding
Source: RefSeq, marked validated